This is a messenger RNA of Micropterus salmoides (largemouth bass), 1728 nucleotides long. RefSeq names its product piezo-type mechanosensitive ion channel component 2-like. The coding region runs from base 280 to 1521 and encodes 413 amino acids. The transcript is spliced from 8 exons. The record is from RefSeq and is a predicted model, not a curated record. NCBI's taxonomy places the organism in Eukaryota, Metazoa, Chordata, Actinopteri, Centrarchiformes, Centrarchidae.
GAGGUACUGUAAAGUGCAGCGAGGUACUGUAAAGUGCAGCGAGGUACAUCAAAGUGCAGUGAGGUACUGUAAAGUGCAGCGAGGUACAUCAAAGUGCAGCGAGGUACAUCAAAGUGCAGCGAGGUACAUCAAAGUGCAGCGAGGUACAUCAAAGUGCAGCGAGGUACAUCAAAGUGCAGCGAGGUACAUCAAAGUGCAGCGAGGUACAUCAAAGUGCUGCAAAGUACUGCCAAUUUCUCAUUAACCUUUGAUUUCCCAGGUAAUACGUGUCGCUGUGUGAUGGUGGUCUGUGUCUCCAGUUUCCUCUUCCUGUUAUUGCAGUCCUUCUACCAGCUGACUACUGCAACACUGCAACCAGAGUACAACUGUACGUCGUGGCAGAAAGCUCUGGGUCAGCUCGGCCUGGUGAGUCUGACAGGAAGUGAUGCUGGCUCAGCCGUGAGACAGGUGUUUCCAGAUGUUGGCGUGCUGGUCGUUGGUCUGCUGACCUGGAGGCUGAUCGUAAGACUGAACGCCGACACACACACGCAGCCUCAGGAGGAGGGACAGGAGGAGGAGGGGCAGCUGCAGGAGGACCUGAUGUUUGAGGAGGACUCUGUGCUUGGAGAGGAGGAAGAGGAGGAGGAAGGAGGCAGAAAGAGGCUUCUGGUUGAACUGGAGUCACUGGUUUGUAAAACCAGACAGAUUGUAGGAAACAUGACGACCGCUGGAGGGAAAGUCCUGCUGACGGCUCUACUGGGACUCACAGGUAUCAUCUUCCCCUCUCUCUCCUCCCUGCCCUACCUCCUCUGUUUCCAGGUGUUGUGUACCUGGUGGGCGUGGUCAGGCCAGGUCCCACCUCUCCUCUUCAGGGGGGUGUGUGUGAUGUCACUCCUCUACUCCUCCUCCCACUUCUUGCUCCUCUACUGCUACCAGCUUCCCUCAAUGCAGGAGGCGUGGCCUCCCAACCGCACCUCCGCCAGCGUGUUCGGCCUGGUCUCGGUGGGGUCUGUGGACUGUGGCGCCCCCUGGAGGCUGCAGGUGAACUCUGAGCUCAGCUGGUUUCACUUCAGCAGUCCUCUGAUGCUGCUGCUGCUCUACAACACGGUGGCCAGUCUGUGGAGGAACCAGCUGAUAGACGGUGACGGGGGGCGGGGUGCAGAGACUCCAGAGUCAGAGGUCAGAAGGAGCUGUGACAUCAUCACUGCCACCAGCAACCUGAGUGAUGAGGUCAGCAGUGACAUCACAGCGGAGAGGCGGAGAGAGCUAUGGAGGAGAGCUCAUGAUGGGCUCGAGGGCAGAGAGGCGCAGGAGUCAUUAGCCAAUGACAGUCCCUCUGACUCUUUUGCUCCACCCACCCAGAGUACAGCCCUGGGAUUGGAUGUUUCCUCCGCGCUUCACUAUCCUCUCAGCCAGUCAGGUGAGUCUGUGGUUUCAGUCAGAAUGACCCAACGAGGCGACGCUCCUCCUGGUUUAUCAGGAUACUUUAGUAUCCCAGCGUUCAUUUCACACCAGCAGAGACCUGGGUUAGGGGUUAGGUAGAAACUGCUCAGCACGACACCGUCCACGAGGACCUCCUCAUCCAGCAGUGCAGGAAGAAGACCGGCCCCAGGAAACCUGUUCACCGACUGCAACUCAGUUUUCUGCUGAACCACGGUUUUAAUGGCUGAUAAUGUCACAGGUCAGUCAGGUACAGGUGUGUUGAUGAUGAUGUCACAGUCAGGUACAGGUGUGUUGAUGAUGAUGUCA